AUGGAAUGUAUAUCAAAACAAGCUUAUUACAAUACCAACACUGGUCACAUAGCACUUGUCAGCUUGAGCGAUGUAUGUGAUCAGCGACUGAUGAAAGCUGUCCAUAGUGCUAGCAGAAUCCCAAAGAAUCUGAAAAUCGAUGUAAUCAUUCGUCCAGAAGACUUUGAUAAAGUCCUUCAGACGGCCAGAAUCGCAUGCUCUGUUGAAAUAGUUGAAAAACUUGAUGCAAAUUGGUUAUUUCUCGAUUGUAUCGAUGAUGCGGCAGUCAACAAGAAAUCUGAAGAAUCAUGGAUAAUGGCUACGUGUAUCUCAACGAUUGCUAUUUUUGUCUGUGCUGGAAUAGCUAUUUGUUGUUGUCUUAUAUUUAGACCUUUUCCUCCAUUACGACGACGAAAUCAUCAAAUUAAAAAAUUAGAAUCUGUAACUGAUUCAAUGCAAGAAAACAACAUAAAUCAAGAAGCAGUACAUGAACCGAUCGAUCUGACUGAUCAAAAAUACAGUGAGAAAUUUGAAUAA
Molecule: messenger RNA, 516 nt
Organism: Thelazia callipaeda (thelaziosis nematode)
Lineage: Eukaryota; Metazoa; Nematoda; Chromadorea; Rhabditida; Thelaziidae
Source: the annotation of a GenBank genome assembly